Messenger RNA from Fibroporia radiculosa, 519 nucleotides. RefSeq lists its product as uncharacterized. Lineage: Eukaryota; Fungi; Basidiomycota; Agaricomycetes; Polyporales; Fibroporiaceae. The transcript has 4 exons. Bases 1 to 519 code for a protein of 172 amino acids. The record is from RefSeq and is a predicted model, not a curated record.
AUGUCAUUCGUCAAACCGCAUCCGGGGCUCUCAAAUGCUCUUCUGCACCAGUUGGACUACAAUCAGAAUUCCGAUCGUAUCUACAGGAUUUAUGGGAGAGGUAAUGUUGAUUGGGGAUUCACACCCAAUGCCGACAUGGGCAUAACGUUCGACGCAAUGAUUCCCCGUGUCUUGCGUGAGCACGACGCGAAGGCACUCUUCUUUAUGUACAUGCGCCUUCUGGCGGCUGCACGGAAGGUCGGCGUCUCUGCAUCGGACCUCCGUGCACAGCUGCAUGCAGAGUGGGGCAUUGAUCCUCUGUGCGCUGCCCCUCCACCACCAUCAUCACAGGAAGAACUCGAAGCUUGGCGUACUAGAGAGGAACUGACACGUUCGCUAUACCGUGUCCGAAAGAUCGAGCAAAUGAAAAAGCUUUGGCAAUUGGAGCCGAAGCGAGCCCGUCGCUUGAAGAACGCCCAACAACACACUUAUUCAUCAGCUUACCUCAACUUGACCUUGACUUCAAGCCUGAAGGCCUAA